AUGAAGGCAGCCAUGAGGAGCUGGAUGAUCAUCUGCUUGGCCAUUUGUGCACCGUUAUUCUCAAUCUCAAGGGUACCAGCAGGAGCUGAAGCAGCCAAGCCCGUCAAAAUAUGUUAUAGUAAUGACGACUGCAAGUUAUUUCCAUGCACCUCAAGCUUUGGUCUUUGCGUUAACCACUUGUGCACAUGCCAAGUCGCAGAUAUUAAUAUCAAUGACUACCAUGCGCCCUGCAGAAGUAGCACUGACUGCAGAGACACUGCAGAAGACUGUCCAUGGGGCAAGGCUGUAUGUCAUAACGGGAAAUGCAUAUGCAUACACAUGAACCCAGCAACAUCAUCAGACAAGUCCGGCUCUCGCCUCCAAAAUCAAAACGACUAA
This is a messenger RNA of Prunus armeniaca (apricot), 378 nucleotides long. Lineage: Eukaryota; Viridiplantae; Streptophyta; Magnoliopsida; Rosales; Rosaceae. The record is from the annotation of a GenBank genome assembly.